Molecule: messenger RNA, 4671 nt
Organism: Meriones unguiculatus (Mongolian gerbil)
Lineage: Eukaryota; Metazoa; Chordata; Mammalia; Rodentia; Muridae
Gene: Wdr49
Product: WD repeat domain 49
Exons: 19
Coding region: 155-3307 (1050 amino acids)
Molecular function (GO): protein binding
Source: RefSeq, a predicted model, not a curated record
AGGAACCUCACUAUGUGGAGAAGCUUUGGAGCUGUGCACCUUCAUCCCCAAACAUCCCCAGAAGAGAAAACACAGCUGAAAAGCACGAGUGAAAGCAGUCCUCAAGGCACCUGUUGAAGCAGCAACAAGAGAAACAAACACAGGGAGCUGAAGGAUGCUGAAGAGGGGAGAAGUUAUUAGGAGCUGCUCCAAUGCUGCCCUUGAAUUAAACAUGGGGCCACAGACAAAGCCAACAUGCCUUGAGAAAAUGGAAGGUGCUACUGCUAGCGAAGACUGUGGUGUAGGCCCCCUUGAAAACCAGCUCAGUGUGGAAGACUUUGUGAAGAUACAACGGGUCUUUGAGUCUCAGGAUCCAAGGCAAACCAUUUGUAUGCCCAGGGAAGAAUUCAUACAGAAGAUGACAGAGACUGUGGGUUGGGGCACAAAGGAAGAGUAUGGAGAACUCUUUGACAAAGUGGAUGUGGCCCGGGCUGGCUUAGUUGACUGGGACAAGCUGACUUCAUUUAUACUGCUAUCACUUUACGAGAGAGAUGAAAGAGCCAAGGCAACAGUGGUUCCCCAAUGGAAGGACCUGGAAUUCCUCCCAGGAAAACACAAGGAUACCAUCCAGAAAGUAGUUUUCUUAAAAAGUUCCAGUCGUUACUUGACUAUUAGCAAAGAAGGCUUGCUAGGAAUCUGGGGAGAGAACUUAAAGUUGCAAGAAACACUUCCUAUCACUUCAGAUGCCACCAAACUCAAAUACCUGUGGGUGACAAGCUUAGUUUCUCUGGAAAAUGUUAACAAGAUAGCAGUGGCUUUUACAAGCAAAGAGAUUUGUUUCUAUGAUCUACUGUCUAAAGAGGAAUUUCCUUGUCAAUACAAACUACAAGGCCUGAAAGGAGCUCCCAUCUGCAUGGAUUAUUGGUAUGAUCCUCUUGAUCCCAAAGAAUCCAUUCUUUCUUUUGGGGAUAUAACUGGAAAGGUUCAAGCAAUUGCCUUCACAGCAGCCAUGAUUUCCCUUUUUGAACGACCUGCUAAUGCAUGUGAUGAUGAAGAAGCCACCAUGACCAUUGACUGGGCAGAGUUGCUCUCUGGAUGUCACAAAUGUUGUUACAUAUUACAGCAUACAUUUCAUCGUGGAUACUGGGUCAGGCAAGUUACUUACAUUGCCUCUUUAGAUGCUUUCAUUUCCAGUACAACCAGCAGUACAAGCACUGUGGUGCUGGCAUGGAGAGAAAAGUCAAAAAAACUCCUUAAGAUGACAUCUUUCAACAUUGCCCAGGGCAUUCAUGCUUUUGAUUACCACUCUCGGCUCAAUUUAAUUGCAACGGCUGGCAUCAACAAUAAAGUUUGCCUUUGGAAUCCUUAUGUUAUCUCUAAACCAGUCGGUGUUCUCUGGGGUCAUUCAGCCAGCGUCAUAGCAGUCCAAUUUUUUGCUGAGAGAAAACAACUUUUCAGCUUUUCCAGGGAUAAAGUUUUGAGACUCUGGGAUAUUCAACACCAGCUGUCCAUUCAAAGGAUAGCUUGUUCUUUCCCCAAAACUCAAGAUUUCAGGUGCCUUUUCCAUUUUGAUGAAACCCAUGGACGACUUUUUAUCUCCUUCAAUAAUCAGCUUGCCUUGUUGGCCAUGAAAAAUGAAGUCAGCAAGAGGGUGAAGAGCCAUUUGAAAGCGGUCACUUGUGUCCUUUACAACUCCCACUUGAAGCAGGUAAUCAGCUCUGAUGUGGGGUCUACUGUGUCCUUCUGGAUGAUAGAAACUGGGCAGAAAAUCAAACAGUUUGAUGGUUGCCAUGGCAAUGCAGAGAUCAGCACCAUGACCUUGGAUGCAAAUAAGACCCGGCUUUUGACUGGCAGCACAGAUGGGACUGUAAAGGUAUGGGACUUUAAUGGAUAUUGUCACCACACCCUAAAUGUUGGACAAGAUGGAGUUGUGGAUAUUUCACAGAUCCUGGUUCUUAAGAAGACUAUUCUGAUUGUGGGCUGGGAGAGAUCAGUUACUGUGUUUAGACCCCAGAACUUCAAUCAGUUUUUCAUCCAGUCUGAAGAAUGGAAAGGGGGAAUCCAUCACCAAGAUGACAUCUUGUGUGCUGCAUUUUUACCUCCACAAACUCUUGCCACAGGGAGCUAUGACGGUGAAAUUGUUCUGUGGAACAACAGCACAGAAAAUGCUUACCAUGUUUUUCACCCUGAACACCAGAGGCAGCUAACAUCCAAAUUUGACCUGGAAGCCCAAAAGGUUAAUGUCAACAGAAGUUGUUCAACGCAGUGCAUGACAGACCAGUCCACCGUGGCUGCUAGAAAUGUUGAGAUUGACACAGAGGGUAAUAAUGCUGUUACAAGACUUUGUUUCCUUGAAGCAAGAAAAAUCAGUGCGGCCACAGGAGGUGCUAAUCUGGUCUCAUGUGGAGCAUCUGGUCAUGUCAGGUUCUGGGAUACAUUUAAGAAAGUGCUUCUGGCUGAAUUUCUGGCUCAUGCAGGAGUUGGAUCCAUUAUUAUGUCUACUGAUAAACUUAAUCAGUACCUUGCCACUGGAGAUACUGAUGGAUGGUUAAAAAUCUGGAACAUAGAGGAUUAUUGUGUUAAUUCCACUGAGAGCAGAAUCACCCAGGCUCCAACUUUGCUCAGAUCGUUUCAACUCCAUGAAGACCGGAUAAGUUCCUUGGAGAUAUGUGAGUCAAGUGGUCAUUUGCUUAUCAUUUCCUCCUCUGCAGACUGCAGUGUCUGUGUGACUGGACUUUCCAAUGCUCCUGCCUUGAUCUUUGGUCAGGCAAGCCAUUGGAAUAUUGAAAACUACUUUUCUCUUCCUAAACAAGAUACUAAUUUAAUAGAAAGUAAGAUUCAAGAGGAAAGCAUGAAAGCAAAUCCUUUAUUUUCUAAAGAGGGCUCAAACUCAGAUUCAACAGAACAUUCUCAACUUACUGAGGAAAACAAAGAUAACUCAACAAACAUUAUCAGGUCAUCAGAAGAAAUGAAUUUUAGUCAGAAAUAUAAGAAGAGAAAUAUUUAUAAGGAAAAGCCAAAGAAACCUUGCUGUGGUGAAAUUAUACAAAAAUCAUCCAGCACAUUUGGGUCCUUAAGCCUUAGAAUCCUGAAAGAGCUGCCCGAAGUGAGUAAACCUGCAUUUCUUCUAGACCCCUGCAAAUUCUUUAAGGAAGAUCGAGAGGAGGAUGAGCCCCAAGGUCCACAGUUUCCUUUGCUCUCUGAAACUUUGAAAGCUGUAUUUGAUGAGAAAAGCCUAUUCCCCAAAGAAAUUCUCGACCGUGAAAGACAAGACAAGCCGUUGUGUCAAGAAACAAAUGAAGUGAAGAUAAAGAGAAAUAAGAAGUAAUUAUGAUCAAGUAACAAACACACCACUGUGACAUAAAGCACCCCCACGAAGGCUGAGAAAUACCCAGAAGUCCUUUCUCUGUUACUUUAUGUGUAAGCAUCAAGAAACGUUUCCUUCAGACUAUGUGUUUGUGCUGACGGCACUCGAGUCUCCCCUGUCUUUGCAGUCUAAUAAUAAGAAAGAUUGGUUUAAAGAAGAGCAAUACCAAGUGGGGUUAUCUAUUUCAGAAGAAAGUAUUUUACCUAGUAUUUCCUGUAAUUGCUCCCGUAGACAAACAUUUAUAAUGUGUUUUACUACAAAAUUUUCAUUAAAAUAUGUGAAAGAACUCUUUGAUCACCUCCUCCUGAGGGGGUCGCAGCCUUACCAGGCCACAGAGGAAGACAAUGUAGCCAGUCUGAUGAGACCUGAUUGGCUAUGGUCAGAUGGAAGGGGAGGAGACCUCCCCUAUCAGUGGACUUGGAGAGAAACAUGGGAAGAGAUGAGGGAGGGAGGGUGAAACGGGGAGGGAAUGAAGGAAGGGGCUACAGCUGGGAUACAAAGUAAAUAAACUGUAAUUAAUAUAAAAAACAAAAAAUUUAAUUAAAAAAGAGUACAGAAAGCUAGCUAUAUACUAGACAUGUGUGCAUUCAUUUCUGCUCUUGAUUACAGAUACAGUAUCACUGGCUGUUUCAAGCUCCUGCCACUGUGAUUUCUCUACUACGCUGAACUGUAAACUAGAAUUAAAAGGGGAAAUAAAGUCCUUUCACUACUAACAUAUGUAUAUGUGUAUGGAAAAGACAAAAAACUCUAGAAAUUUACUUUAAAUAGUUUAUUCUUCAUAAUUUUACUCCAACAGUUUUGAUACUGAUAUUGACAAUGACAGCACAUCUUGUUCUUUUUAAAUAUACCUUUUAUUUUAGAUGUACAAAUUUGUGGUGCACAGUUUUAAAAUUUAGUAGACAUUGAAGUGCUUAAUGACCAUAUUGGGGUUGUGAACACUGACAAGUCAUUAAAUAUUUUCAAGUAUUUUUGACUAGCAUGUGAUCUUUGCACGCGUGGAUGUAUGCAGCGAGGUUAAUAUUUCAGCACAUGUAUCUGAUAUGUAAUAAUCAAAUGGGAAUAAUUGCUAUUUCCUAGUGAUCAUUCUUAUGUUCAUUCUCUUGUGCCCUGAGUGGGGAAUUGGUGAGGGUGAUUGGCCUUCUGUACUUGAAAACCCAGUAGCCUACCACACCCAAACAGUUAAUAGCCAGAAAAACCAGUGGAACAACCAGCAAAGCGCCUGGUCCUUCUUUCAUAAAGAUAUCGGUGUCCUUGAAGAUCUCAUUAGGCAGUGUUUGGCUUUGAAACAUACUGAUUCUCCUUGUGACAAACUUUCCUUUACAUCA